Messenger RNA from Wasmannia auropunctata (little fire ant), 1870 nucleotides. RefSeq names its product pre-mRNA-splicing factor ISY1 homolog. The transcript has 5 exons. NCBI's taxonomy places the organism in Eukaryota, Metazoa, Arthropoda, Insecta, Hymenoptera, Formicidae. Gene Ontology annotation, biological process: mRNA 3'-splice site recognition; generation of catalytic spliceosome for second transesterification step. The coding region runs from base 343 to 1053 and encodes 236 amino acids. Gene Ontology annotation, cellular component: catalytic step 2 spliceosome; post-spliceosomal complex; post-mRNA release spliceosomal complex. The record is from RefSeq and is a predicted model, not a curated record.
CUUCGGACGUUCACCACGUGAGGUCUCCAUUGUGAAGUUAACCUGUCAUUCUCGCCGGUUUUCAAAGUGAUUCUACCGUAAUAAAGUAACUUUACAAUCUUGAGGAUCAAAAAUUUACAAAGAGGAGAAUAGGACGAAAUAAUUUUCAGUAAAAACGUGAGAUUUCAAUUUGCUUCGCUUGUAGAACGCUGUUAAUGACAGAACUCGCUGUUAUUCCGUCACCAUUGCUGUAUAUAUCGAUUAAUUAAACUGGGAACAAUCAGUCUUGUCAACUGUGUACCUGUGGACAAUUAAUCAAUAUUCAAACGUUUACAAUAAUUUGUACAAAGGCAUAAAUCAAAGAUGGCACGAAAUGCAGAGAAGGCUAUGACGACGCUUGCCCGUUGGAGAGCAGCGCAGAACAACGAAGGGACGAGGAAGGAGCAGGAGCGGCGGCCGUAUCUGGCCUCGGAGUGCCGGGACUUGCGCAAGGCGGAGAAAUGGCGGAUGCAGAUAAUUCGGGAGAUCGCGAAGAAGGUUGCCCAGAUCCAGAACGCCGGGCUCGGCGAGUUUCGCAUACGCGAUCUGAACGACGAGAUUAACAAGCUGCUCCGAGAGAAGCGGCACUGGGAGGCGCAGAUAAAGGAGCUGGGCGGGCCCGACUACUCCAGGGUCGGGCCUCGCAUGCUGGAUCACGAGGGACGCGAGGUCCCCGGUAACCGCGGUUACAAGUAUUUCGGCGCUGCCAAAGAGUUGCCGGGCGUUCGUGAGUUGUUCGAGCAGGAGCCGCCGCCGCCGCCCCGUAAGACCCGCGCGGAGCUGAUGAAGGACAUCGACGCGGACUACUACGGCUACAUGGACGACGACGACGGCAUCCUGAUACCGCUGGAGCAGCGGGCCGAGCAGGAGGCGAGGGAGCGUUGCAUCCGGGAGUGGACGACGCGGAAGGAGAAGGAGCCGGAGGUCGAGAUCGAGACGACGGCGCAGAAACUGAUCCCGUCGCAGCAGGACAUUCAGGAGGCCCUGCUGGUCAGGAAGAAGAAGGAGCUGCUGGAGAAGUAUGGGCUGGACUGAGUUCAGGACAGGAGGUUGGCGCCUCGAGAAUGUACAGACUUGCGAGAGAUGUCGCGAUUGCGAUAUUAACUAUUGAUAAAUUUAUUAUUUAGUUUAAUUAUAAUAUUAGAAUACAUUUUUAUAUAAAACGCGAUGAAUAUAAUAAUCAUUAUUUAAUUUAUAAGCACGUAAUAACAUUGAUUAAGAUAAUUAGUUUGUGCAGUAGACAUUCAAACUUGAAUGCUUAUCAAGAGAAAACGGGUGCCGUAGAUGAAAAUAUAGAUAAAAAUCCAAGGGGGUAGUCUGUUUAUAAUCCUCGCGAUAUCCAUCUCUCCACCGAUUAUUUUUCGUCGUCCUUCGCAACGGAGACUGUAUAGGCGAGAUGCUUGUUCCGCAAUAAAAAUAGAACAGUGUAGACACACGUUACGCUGUAAGAAAGAAAUCUAGAUAUCGCGUGCCUUCAUUCUUUUUUUUUGUUCGCAAAUGCAUCGCUGGAAUGUCGAAAAGUAUAUAUACGCGCGGCUCUUCAAAGUUUGACCUUUGGCUCUCCUAUCCUCUCGAUACGGCAAGCAUCUAUCAACGAAUAAAUCCUAUCUAAUUUCUGCAACACGUUCGUAAAACUCUAGAAUAGAUUCGAAAACAGGAAAAUAGCGUUAACUUUAUAUCACACACGCUCGUAAAACUCUAGAUUAAAAAUAUAAAUAACAGAAAACAUAAUUCUCACUUCAUAUCACGCAUGAAUUUCAAGUUGCCCUUACCUCAUUCCUAAAACAAUUCCGCUUCGGUCGAAAACGUUAGAAAUAAAUAAAAAGUGAUACAAAGUUUUAACGACGUUUAU